AUGUUAGCAUCGUGGGGCACGAAGUGGAGAUCCUCCUACUGGUUCGUUACGGCCGUGGUAGGCUUAGGAAUCGUCACCGACCUUCUGGUAUACUCUAUAGUACUCCCGGUUAUGCCGUUCCAUCUAGAAAGCUUGGGAUAUACCAAUGUUGCCUCGUUAACUGGAUGGCUUUUGUUCGGAUAUUCUGGAGGCUUAGUGGUCGCGACGAUCCCAACAGCCAUGCUGUCCGAGCGUUAUAAUUCCAGAAAGGCUCCCCUGCUUUGGGGGUUGCUCUUCCUUAUUGGCUCGCAGGUUAUGCUUAUGGAGGCUCCUAAUUACCCUGUAAUGGUCGUUGCUCGUAUAUUGCAAGGAUUGAGCUCGUCCAUGGUCUGGGUAGUCGGCCUGGCACUGUUAUGCGACUGCACUCCGAAAGAAGUCAUUGGUCGUCAACUUGGGAUUGCGAUGACAGGCCUUUCCGUAGGGGUUAUAUUGGGUCCCCCACUCGGUGGCUUGCUUUACGAUCGCUUCGGUUUUCGCGGGCCUUUCGUUUUCGGGAUAGUCUCAGCUUUUGUCGACCUCGUCGGUCGCCUGCUCAUCAUUGAAUCCAAACUUGGCCUUCUUGAGUCUCCUGCCCCUGCCCCUGCCCCGACAAUUACACCACCGAUACCCAUAUCAGACACAAUCGUUUUCCCGAACACUAAGGAUGCCAACGACCACACAGGUGCGACCUCUAUUCCCAUGACGCCACGCACAUCGUCAAGGGCGAGUCAGCCCACCGACGUCGACUCGGAAAGCCAAGAGAAAGCCCAUUUAUCGCUGUGGCAAGUUUUGGUCCAGCUAGCCAAGUCACCCCGCGCUUUGUCUGCGCUGUUUGUAACACUUACCAACGGGCUUGUGUAUGCAACUAUAGAGCCUGCGCUUCCACUGCGUCUCCAGGAUGUAUGGCACCUGGAUUCUACUCGCGUUGGAAUAGUUUUCAUCGCUGGCCUUGCACCUUCGUUAUUAUCGGCGCCUAUUGCGGGAUAUUUGUCCGACAAAAUGGGACCCGAAUGGGUACUGCCCUUUGCAUUACUGCUCUCCAUACCAUGGUGGCUACUUUUGAUCAUUCGCAAAGAACUUGGCAUGUUUAUAGCCUUCUUCGUCUUUGCAAGCUUUUCGGUCUCUGCGGUGAUAUCACCCGUCACGGCAGAGCUUGCCACUGUUUCAAGACACAUCAAAGGUAUCGGAUUCGCCCACGUAUACGGCGCUUUCAACGUGGCGUACGGUGUCGGCUCUGCCCUCGGACCCAUCGUCGGCGGUCAACUUUAUGAUCAUGUCAAGAAUUAUGGAUGGACCAUCAUCUGCAUAUUCAUUGCAGGCAUGUUAGUAGUGGGCCUCCCUCUCGUCCUUUGGUGGAGUGGCGAUUUACCACUUUGGAGAAGAUUGAGGAAUAAACUAGCGUACCCGGGGCCACGGCCACAGCCUUCCUCUACACCACAAGUAGCGCAUUAA
Molecule: messenger RNA, 1470 nt
Organism: Pleurotus ostreatus (oyster mushroom)
Lineage: Eukaryota; Fungi; Basidiomycota; Agaricomycetes; Agaricales; Pleurotaceae
Exons: 12
Coding region: 1-1470 (489 amino acids)
Biological process (GO): transmembrane transport
Molecular function (GO): transmembrane transporter activity
Source: RefSeq, a predicted model, not a curated record